Homalodisca vitripennis (glassy-winged sharpshooter) is the source of this 1059-nucleotide messenger RNA. Its product is annotated as lysosomal acid phosphatase-like. The coding region runs from base 70 to 933 and encodes 287 amino acids. The transcript is spliced from 6 exons. NCBI's taxonomy places the organism in Eukaryota, Metazoa, Arthropoda, Insecta, Hemiptera, Cicadellidae. Gene Ontology annotation, biological process: dephosphorylation. Gene Ontology annotation, molecular function: phosphatase activity. The record is from RefSeq and is a predicted model, not a curated record.
GUUUUCAAUUUCCUGGCAGUUGUAUCCUUUUGGAUCGUUUGUGAAAAUACAAGUGCAUUUAGUCCUAAUAUGUCAAGAGGGUCAUACUUCUUUUCAACUGUGGCGGUGGCGGUGCUGGCAGUGGCUCAUAAGCAAACAAGCGAGUCUUUUCCAGUGGAUAAAGAUGUUUUCAACUCAACACCAACCAGUCCUACCAACACAACAGGGACACGAACCUCAGCAACGUUGCAACUUGUUAUUGUGUUCACUCGACACGGAAGCAGAGGACCUGGGUUUGCCUACCCAACCAGCCCAUUCCAGCCUCAGGAUACCACUUACUGGCCCAACGGUUGGGCGGAACUAACAGAUAAAGGUCACUUGCAAAUGUACACACUUGGAAAGAAAUUUCGUUCGUUGUACGAUGGGUUUCUGGAAGAAAUAUACAGCCCCAAGGACUUCCAAGCCAACACCACUCUGCUUGAACGGACCAUGAUGAGCGCGAGUCUGUUUCUAGCGGGGUUGUUUCCUUCUCGUGAUCUACAUUUGUAUAACACAUAUUUUCCCUGGAAUUCUGUGCCGAUAUACCCUACCUACAAGGAUCACUACAAUAUUGCGUACAUGAUAGGGUCUCAAGAGUGUCCGAUAUUUCAAGCAGCUUCGAGCGAGGCUGUGGGGCGAUUCAGAGAUGAAUAUAAGGAAAAUAUUACCGAAUUCCUUGAAUUUGUUGGACCAUACACAGGAAUUGACCUUGCAGAGUCAUUCAACAGCACCGAAUCAAUUUGGAUGGCCAUUUUCACAAUUUGGGAGUCUGUUUAUACAGCGAUUGAGGAAGGACUUUCCUCUUCCCUCUUGGACGGACAAAAUCUACCCACAACCCUUAACCUUCUUGGCCGAUCAACUUCUGAGGGCAUCUUCAGUGGGCUCGGACACUCAGAUAAGAUAUGCAGAGGGUGAAUAUUUUAAGGUGGUUUUAAGUCUGAUGAAAGCAAAGAUCGAGGGUACCCUACGCCCAGACAGGAGGAUGUUUUACUUCUCCGGGCAUGAUUUCACCCUCUUGGGGUUACAAGGUGUUCUGGGAUU